CUGUAGCUUUCAAUCUCACUGCUGAAUAAGAACUGGUUUACAUGCAGAAGCACGAAACCAGUAAUGCAGCCGUCUUACACAUUCCCAUUCUGUUUGUCCACUUUUUUUCCUUGUAUUGUUACUGUGUAAUACUCCCUUUUUGUUAUUGUUUGAUUUCCAUGUGGCGUUUCGUUUUAUGUGAUUAGUUUUUCUUCACAAAAAUGCAUGUUUUUAUUAAAGUUAAGUCACUCUUAAGAUCCAUCAUCCGAAGGGCAUUGUAAUCAGGAAGCAUCUCUGUGGUAAACAACUUUUUUGUUGUUAAUUGCAAGUCAAAUUUUUAAAUAACUUUUUAUCCUGACAGUAGUAUAUUGUCAGAAUUCCAUGUUCACAUUGAUCAUGUGCAGUAACUGUGAAAUAGUACACCAAUGGGUCAGUUUUGCUUCAAAAAAAGUGAGCCAAGGCACUUCUAUUUGUGGUGCAAUGUACUUCAAAGCUCUGUAGUGUGUGUUGGCGUAAUGUAUAGAUGCAUCUUGUCACUUGUUUUCUCCACAGUGCAUAAGGUAAGUGUUUGCAGGUGUACUUCGCAAGGACGCAAGGUGCAAUUUAUACUUGACUCUUAAACUGACUGCUGAUUGUAACAUUUGCAAGGCAAUAAUAUACUAGUUAUUUUGUACGGAAAAAAACAAGUGAGCUGCAGUACAAGAUGCAUUGUGUUUUUAAUGUUUUUUUUAAAGUCAUAUUAAUGCCUUUAGACGAAUUUUGUGCAAAAAUAAAAUCGAGGCUACCCCAAAAUAAACAUUGCAACUUUAGUUCGGUUUUGUGAAUUUUUUGCUAUUACUUUCUAAUAGUUUUAUUCGGCCCCAUAUAUAGUGAUUAUACAUUUUUAUAAGGGUAUUUGAAUUAAAACUAGUCAGACUUUUAUAUUCAUUUAAGCUCUUUGUUAAAUGCACAACGUGUGUUGGACUUGUUUACAUAAACGGAACUAUUCAUCGUGAUCUGGCGCACACCGGACAUGAAGCGAGUUGCACUUCCUGUUUAACCGGAAGCCAACUUGAAUUGUUGCUAUUGACAUGAAAGCUAUUAAAUGGCGGGCGUUAGAACUGAAUUUCUCUUUUUAAUAGAAAUAAUCCAAUUACAUUGUUCCAAGGCUUUAAUUUAACGUAAAUUAUCCUGUAAUAUGUUCAAAAAGAUGACUGAAUUUGGUCCAGAUUCCGGAGGUCGCGUUAAGGGAGUUACUAUUGUGAAGCCUAUCGUGUUUGGGAAUGUCGCCCGCUACUUCGGGAAGAAGCGAGAAGAAGAUGGACACACUCAUCAGUGGUCUGUGUACGUGAAGCCGUACAGAAAUGAGGAUAUGUCAGCUUAUGUGAAAAAGAUCCAGUUCAAGCUACAUGAGAGCUACGGCAACCCACUUAGAGUGGUGACCAAGCCCCCUUAUGAGAUCACAGAGACCGGCUGGGGGGAGUUUGAGAUCAUCAUCAAGAUCUUCUUCAUUGACCCAAACGAGAGACCUGUGACGCUUUACCAUCUGCUGAAGCUGUUCCAGUCUGAUUCCAGCGCAAUGCCGAAGAAGACGGUUGUGUCCGAGUUCUAUGAUGAAAUGAUCUUCCAGGAUCCCACAGCCAUGAUGCAGCAGCUCCUGACCACGACGAGACAACUCACACUGGGAGCCUACAAACAUGAGACCGAGUUCGGCGAACUGGAGCAGAAGACAAAGGAGAAAAUGGAGGUGGCCAAGAAGAGGACCAGCCAGGAGAUCACUGAUCUGAAAGACAAGCUGAAAGCCAGCAGGGAGAACAUCAACCACCUCAAGAUGGAGAUUAGGAAACUGGAGGAAGAUGGAGAACACAAGGACCACUGACUACUCCAUCACAGAUGCCACCCCCUCCCCAACCCCCGCCCAUUUUCACUGACUAUGUAAGGUUAUGAUGUUUUUUAUUUUUAUAUUUUCAUUUAAAAAAAAUGCUAACAUUGUUUUGAGCCCUGUCUUGACUCAUCAAUGAAGGUGCUCGGUCUAGUUCAGGGACCGUUGGACAAAUGAGAAGUCUUGGUAAACAGCAACAGUAUAAGUUAUUUAUACAGGUAAUGCUAUUUACAUCAAAUUUGUUUUUUAAAGAGGGGUUAAAUAGUUUUUGUAAUUGUUUUUUAUUAAAAUAUGCUCAAAUCGUA
Molecule: messenger RNA, 2145 nt
Organism: Doryrhamphus excisus (bluestripe pipefish)
Lineage: Eukaryota; Metazoa; Chordata; Actinopteri; Syngnathiformes; Syngnathidae
Gene: yeats4
Product: YEATS domain containing 4
Biological process (GO): regulation of DNA-templated transcription
Source: RefSeq, a predicted model, not a curated record